Messenger RNA from Perca flavescens (yellow perch), 12895 nucleotides. It is a transcript of the gene pcloa, whose product is annotated as piccolo presynaptic cytomatrix protein a. NCBI's taxonomy places the organism in Eukaryota, Metazoa, Chordata, Actinopteri, Perciformes, Percidae. The coding region runs from base 1 to 12585 and encodes 4194 amino acids. Gene Ontology annotation, molecular function: structural constituent of presynaptic active zone; metal ion binding; protein binding. The record is from RefSeq and is a predicted model, not a curated record. Gene Ontology annotation, biological process: protein localization to synapse; presynaptic active zone assembly. The transcript has 26 exons. Gene Ontology annotation, cellular component: glutamatergic synapse; axon; GABA-ergic synapse.
AUGGGGAACGAAGCGAGCUUGGAAGGAGGCGAAGGGCCGCCGUCUGGGCUACCAGAGGGGCUGGCACCUGACGGGAAGGGCGGCUUCGUCCGGGUCUCCGAUGGGACACCGGUCAACCUGAGUGAACUCAGCGAGGAGCAGAGGAGGCAGCUCGCCGCGGCGAUGUCAAGGGCGCAAGCCAGGCAGCCCGGAGGCGCAGCAGCUGCACGAAGACCAUCAGAAUCUGAUACACAUCAGCGUUCCCAGCAGGUAGGGGCCUCCAGGGGCCCCACAGGUCUCAGUAAGAGUCGUACUGUAGACGCCUUCAACCAGGGUCCACCUGGCAAGCCCACACCGGGCCGCAGCCCCUCAUCCCUCAGCCUUUUUGAAUCCAGAUUCCGGCAGGAGCCUAAAGACCCAGAGACCAAGUCAUCCAGCAUGUUUGGCUCCAGCUUCAUGUCAUCUAUGACCUCUGUCUCCUCCUCCAUAUCCUCCAUGGGGGAUUCUGUCAACAUCCCCAAGUUUGGACUAUUUGGGGAUGAGGAGGAGGGAGAUGCAUCUGCAACACUUGUGUCCAAGCAGGGAGGAAAGCCACCAGGCAAGGGCCCUCAGCAAGGGCCAGGUCCAAAGGGACCACAACAGGGAGGACCUCAGAAACAGGGUCAGGGCCCUCCUGGACAGGGGCCAAAACCAGGGCAAGGACCCCCUGGUCAGGGACCCAAGCAAGGACAGGGACCACCAGGCCAGGGACCAAAAUCUGGCCAGGGUCCUCCUGGCCAAGGACCCCCUGGGCAGGCCCCCAGGCAAGGACAGGGACCACCAGGCCAGGGGCCAAAAUCUGGCCAGGGUCCUCCUGGCCAAGGACCCCCUGGGCAGGCCCCAAGGCAAAGUCAAGGUCCACCAGGCCAAGGACCCCCAGGGCAACAGGCCCCCAAACCAGGUCAAGGACCACCAGGUCAAGGUGCCAUACAGAGUGGCCCUCCCCAGCAGAAAGGUGGACCCCCUCAGCAAGGACCUGGGAAGCCUGGACCCAAACCAGGCCCUGGGGCUCAUCCUGUAGAGCCAGCUAAGAGCGGCGGGCCUCCUGGUCAGCAGGGGGCUGGAAAACCUGGAGCAGGACUCUGUCCACUGUGUAAGACCACCCAGCUAAACAUUGGGUCAAAGGACCCCACUAAUUACAACAACUGCACUGAGUGUAAGAACCAGGUCUGCAGCCUCUGCGGGUUCAGCCCCCCAGACUCAGCGGGUAAAGAGUGGCUAUGUCUGAACUGCCAGAUGCAACGAGCAAUGGGAGGUAUGGAUCCCCCUGGAAUGACAAAGCCCAAACAAGGCUCAGCCCCGCCCUCACCCCAGAGACAGGCAUCUGGCAAGCCUGGAAAGCUGCUGAUAAAGCAACAGAGUACCACCGACCAAGGGUUAACGCCACCAACCACACCGAGGCAGAAAUCCCCAGGUCCUACCUCUCCUGGGCCGCUUUCCCCUGGCUCCUCAUUGGGAGGAUCCCCCAAGAUUGACCCCAAGACAGGCCGCCCCAUUCAGCUGAAGUCCAGUCCCCAGCAGUCUCCAUCUAAAGCCAAACAGGAGUCCAGCUUCUUUGGGGGAUUUGGAGGUAUCAGUCUGGGAAGCUUGACAGACACAGCCAAACCUCCUGCGGCUGCUUCACAAGCUGCCGAGUCCGUUACAGGGAAACUGUUUGGUGGGUUUGGCGGUUUGAUGGAAUCAUCGAAGCCUCAAGCACAGGCCGCACCAAAGCAGGAGGAGUCAGUGGCUGGGAAGUUGUUUGGCGGUUUUGGAGGGUUGACAGAAACAGCAAAACCUCCAGCUGCUGCUUCUCAAAUGUUCAGCUUUGGAUCAUCACUCUUGAGUUCAGCCUCUAAUCUUGUCUCUGGAGAGGAUGAGAAGGCAGCAGGUUCUCCACCUGGGUCACCCCUAGACUCUGGACCAGGUUCUCCUGCAGAUUCUGGCCCCGGCUCACCACCUGACUCCCCCUUCUCUCUUCCUGGGUCUCCUCCUGAUUCGGACUCUGCUCCUGACACUCCAACCAAGUCCAAGAGACCCCCCAGAACCAUUUCUGUGGAACAGGAAGAGAAGGUGCCAGCAGCCAAACCUGGACCUGCCCCAGCCUCAACAACCAAGGAAAGCUGCCCUCUCUGUAAUGUGGAGCUGAACAUCGGCUCAGCAGACACGCCCAACUACAGCUUCUGCACCGAGUGCAAGAAGACAGUUUGCAAUCUUUGUGGAUUUAAUCCUACUCCCCAUUUAGGAGAGAAAGAAUGGCUCUGCCUCAACUGUCAGACCCAAAGAGUCAUGUCUGGCCAGCUGGGAGACAUGCCAACUCCAGCCAUGGCUUCUCCAAAGAAGCAACCAGCUGCUCCUGCUCCCUCUUCCACCCCUGCCCCUGCUGCUCUAGAUAGCAAACCUGUAGUAGAAGCAGCAGACCUAACCCCACCAGCUCCUGAUACCAAGGUGAAAACAGUGGAGACCUUGAAGGAGCCUGGAGAGAAAGAAAUGGCUGCCAAGGACAGCAGUCCCACCAGCCCAUCAGACCUAGCCAAGCUGGAAAGCACAGUCCUUCCCAUUCUUGAGGCCAAGGCAAGCACGCAACCAAAGGAUAAUGAGGAGAAACUAACAGACACUCUGAAGACCAGACGUAAAUUAGAGGUGCUUCCUCUCUCACCUGACUCACCCAGCUCAGAAGAUGACAGAGAACCUUCUGAGAAGAACACCAAAUGUACCACAAAGAAAAAGCUCCUUGUGCCCAUGGAUGUCAGGGCAGAUUCCCUGGAUGAUAGCAGUGAAAGCUUUGGAAAGGAAAGCCCAAUGUCUGGGGAGGAUGAGGAAUUUAUCCGAAAACAGAUAAUGGAAAUGAGUGAGAAUGAGGAUGCUUCCCCGUCUGAUGAGGAAAAUCUAAUCCGACGCAAGAUCAGAGAGAAUGAGAAGAAACAAAUGCAACAGAAGACAGCAGAGAUUGUUGAGAGGAGUACAUCAGGAAAAGCCUGGCGACUUACCAAAAAAAGCACUAUAAGUCCAGAUGAUGAAGAAGAUAAGCAACUCUGUGGCUCAAUGGAUAAACCUGAUAUAGACAAAGAGGAGGGACAAGAACCAAAAGAAGAGGAGCAUCAGAGUGGUACUGGAGUUCGCAAAUUCCAAACUAUGGAGCUGAAUUCAACCAGCAGCCCUGUGCGUAUACCUACUGAUGAUGGAGAGCCUGAAAUGGAAAGCCUUACAGACUCUCCAGAUGACCGGUCAAGAGGUGAGGGGUCGUCCAGUCUACAUGCAUCCAGCUUCACUCCUGGGACAUCCCCAACAUCUGUCUCAUCCCUGGAUGAAGACAGUGACAGUAGUAGUCCCAGCCAUAUCCGUUCUGGUGAAGGUAAACAACACAGGAAAGCCAAACACAGACAACCUGGUCAAACGCUGCCAACUAUUGAAGACUCUUCUGAGGAAGAAGAGUUACGGGAAGAAGAGGAGCUGCUCAGGGAGCAAGAAAAACAAAAGGGUUCUGGCAAAAAAUCCAAGAAAGACAAAGAAGAGAUUCGAGCCCAGAGAAGGCGAGAGCGUCCAAAAUCACCACCAAGCAACCUUUCCCCCAUUGAAGAUGCCUCACCAACUGAGGAACUUAGGCAAGAGAUUGAGAUGGAGGAAAUCAGACGAUCAUCCUGCUCGGAUUUCUCCCCCAGUAUUGAAUCCGAUUCUGAAGGAUUUGAAAUCCAUCCUGCAAAGAUUGCAGCAGUUCAGAAAACCUAUCAACUGCCUGUAUCAGUAUCUCUUCACUCUCCAACAGAUGAUCAAAAUACUGAUAAACCGCAGAAAAAAUCUCUCAAAUCUGCUGAUGAGGCUUAUGAGGAAAUAAUGCUGAGGGCUAAGUCUCCAACACUUGACAAAGGCGAGAUACAACUGGAAAAAGAGUCCCUUUAUGGAGGCAUGCUUAUUGAAGACUAUGCCUAUGGAUCUCUUAUUGACAAUUCAACAGAUAAUCUGGGGGAGCCAGAGAAGAUUGUUGUUCCUGUCCAACCCAAAACGCUCAGAUCACCAGAUGAAGUUUAUGAAGAUAUGAUAAAGAAGAGGAAGGAGUUCAUGCAGCUGGAGCAAGAAUAUCAAAAUAUUCAGCCAAAAAAGGAAAGCACUUACCCAGAAAUUGUGUUGCAACCUGCUGAGAAUAUCAUCCCUAAACACAGCAUAGUAACAUUAGGCAAAGAUGGAAAGCCAUUGUUGGAUGCUGAAACUGCAUAUGAAGAGCUGAUUAAAAGAGUGCUGACUCCUGGAACAAGUCCAACUCAGCAGGCACCAGAAGCAGAAGCCAAUGCAUCUAGAAGGGCACUCCACCCCAUUCCAGACUUAAAGGUGACGCAGUGCUCUUCAGGAGAGUUGUCUUCUGAUGACGAGAGUAUGAUUAAAAAGGAAGCAGAUACAACUGCAGUGUCAGACACAACAUUACCUAUGGAAACUGAGCCUGUGACAGUGUUUUCCGAGUCCCCUCCAAUAUCCAUAUCAGAUCAGCAACCUCACACCACAAUUGCAGAAUCACAGGCUGAAGUUGUUGACUUAUCUAGCGCACUACCAAGAACAUCAGCCCCCGUAAUUGUAAGUGUUUCACCCUUGCCCACAGUCCCCCAGUAUACACCCACUAUUCCCAGCGUAGUUUCAACUGCUCCACCUAUACCUCCCAAGCCAAGUGUCCUGCGUCGGGCUAAUUCUCAGGAAAAAGCAGAAGUACCUGUUGCACCACCACUGCCUCCUCCUACCCCACCAAAACCUACUGUUUUUCCCAGGAAAGCUCCAGUUCCACUUCCACCUCAGGCUUCAGCAACUCCAAUCAGGCCCGAGAUAGUGGCUACAACUGCAGCCCAAGUACCACCUACAAGACAAACAGUUACCCCAAUGUACAAGCCUCAUGUUCCCCCUCCUGUUGCACCAAAGCCAUCCAUUAAUGCAGGGAUUGGGGAUAGCCACCGACCAGGACAUGGUGUCAAACCACCAAUUGCACCAAAGCCUGGCUCACAGCCUUCUUCACCUGCCCAUGCCUCACAUCUACCAAGACCCACUGUACUUCCCACUGGUCCUACUGACAUAGCCCUGAAUUUGAGCCCUUCCUCUGAGAGCAAGCUUUUUCAACCCGCACCAAAGUCCCCUUCUUCUCCAAGAUAUGCUAGCAAUCAUCGUGACACAUAUGUAGUCAUCACACUGCCAUCUCAGCCCAGCUCUCCAGUAGACAGUGUCUUAACUCAAGCUCCCUCAAGCCCUGGCCCAGUAUCUCCUUCACGCCAACCUCAGCCCCAAAGUUAUUACCAACCACAGCCGCAACCUCAAGCUUAUCCACAGCACCAUCCACAACCAAUCCCUCAUAAAACAACCAGGGUGCCUCUGGCAUACACACGAGUCACAGAAUCCAUUGAAAGUCAAGAGAUUUGUGGCCCAGAAAAACAUGUAUCUAGUUCUUGUCACACAAUUGAGGCUGUAUCUGCCUCGGCACAGCCACCUAUGGUUAUGCCUAACCUGAUCUCUCAAGUGGUCACCACCGAAGUCCAAAGGACCACUGUCUCUGUUGUUCAUGAAAGAACACCACCACCAGUGCCAGCUCCAAGGGCAAAUGGUGUCCCAAUCUCGAUGGAGAAACCUAAGCCCCAAUGGCCAGCACAGAAUGGACAGGCUGUCCAACCUUCUGAGGUAGUAGAUCUUAGGACUAUGAAGGUGGACCCAGGAUCAACCGUGGAAGGUGUGGAUCUGUCUGCUGGCCCAGACUCAAGACGUCAGUCCUUUGCAACCGAUGUCAUUCGUCAGAACAGCGCAGUGCAGUCACCUGUGGUCAACCUCAGUGCUGAAUCAUCCACUGUUUCUAUAGUGACUGAUAGUAUCACCAUUGUGACCUGUGCUGCCACAAUCCAGCAAUGUGACAAUGUAGACACUGCUCAAGUAUCUUCAGUGCCCCUUCAGCUAACAAAAAACAAAGCAUUUGAGCCGGUUUCUCAAAUUAUAUAUCGGCCAAUUGAGUCUCAGCUUUCCAUUCAUGCUGGUACAGAGACCCCUAUUAACCUCUCAGUUGGAUCAAGCACAGGUGGAGGAACUUUCCAGACCACCCCUGUCACUGUUGCACCCACUUUUAUUGCAAGUUGUGUUGCCAAUGGAUUAAUGACGGGUACAACCACAGUGGCAGGAGCUGUUGACCUUAGCACAACUAAAUCAUUCAACACUAUGGUAUCAGUGGAUGCUGCUUCUGCAGAAGUGGUCACAGCUGUAAUCACAGAUGAUGAUGGCAAACCAGUGGAUCUGACUGCAGGAAAAAGAGCUGUAUGCUGUGAUGUUGUAUAUAAGCUCCCAUUUUCAGGAAUCUGCACUACUCAGCAACCUACCACACCCCUGCCUGAAGAUCGUUUUGGAUAUCGGGAUGACCAUUACCAGUAUGACCGAUCACCUUAUGGCAUGAGAGGGUUUGGUGGAAUUAAACCAUCAAUGUCAGACACUAAUCUAGCAGAAGCUGGCCUGUUCUUUUACAAGAGUAAGAACAGCUAUAAUUUCAGUGGUACCACAGAGGGUGCAGUAGAUCUUACCUCAGCAAAGAUUUCUGAUGCAGGUGAAGCUGUUGACUACUCCAAGAAAGGGACUUACGCAGGAAUGACAAUUCCACCCUAUUCCCAAGCCAGAGUUACAAGUGCUGUCGGUACACUCUUUGGUACAAGCAGCGUCUUGAGGUCAUCAAAUGGGGUGGUCUAUUCCUCUGUCGCAGCACCAAUCCCAUCUACAUAUGCCAUUACUACCCAACCUGGGUCCAUCUUUAGUACAACAUACAACACUCUGUCAGGUAUGCAUACCAGCGACACCAUGCCUUCCCUGUCCAACCUCCAGAACUUGCCACUUACACGUUCCCACAGUUUCCUAUCUACCAUCUCCACUACUACAACAGAAGAACAAGGAGAUGCCCCACUCAAUCUGGAGAUCUCUAGAGGGGUUAGUACUGCUGCUGUUGCCAGAGCAACAAGCUCUUUAUCCCUUGACACCUACACGGAUGCAUCCCUAGAGGCCAUAGCUGCUUCACUUGAGGCUCUGUCUUCACCUUUGGUUCCUGGGGAUGGCCAAUAUCAGGCAGAGCGUGAGAGGCUAGAGAUGGAGAAACUCAAGCAACAGCACCUGGCUGAGGAAUUAGAGUGGGAGCGCCAGGAGAUUCAACGCUUCCGAGAGCAUGAACAGUUCUUGGUGCAGAAGGAACUAGAGGAGCUGCAGGCCAUGAAGCAGCAGAUCCUGAACCAACAAGAAGAGGAAAGACAGGCUCACCUUAUGAUGCAGAAAGAAACCUAUGCCCAGCAACAGCAGCAACUUGAGCAGAUUCAGAGACUCCAAGAGCAACUGCGCAUGCAACUGGAAGAGCAAAAGCUUCGUCAGCUGUACCCAGGUGGGGACAUACCAGGGCAUGGCGUGCAGGAGGCACUUGUCUUAGGACCUGAUGGCACAGUCCUGUCCCGAAAGAUCACAGAUAGUGGGUGCCAGACAGAUGAAGAGGAUGAGACAGUCAGCAAAGCCUACACAGCAGGGAGAAAAAAGAGAAGUACUAAAAAGAGUGUUGACAGUUGUGUGCAGACUGAUGAUGAGGAUCAAGAGGAAUGGGAGGCUCAGACCAGAAACCGACAAAGCCGGCCACGCACUGCCAGGGGUGAUAGGGGUGGGCAUUCAGAGAUGUCUCUUAAAGCCCAUACUGAGAUUUCUAUACAAACAGAUACAGAGGGGAACAUUAGAAUGGACACCAGGAUGGAGCUGUCUGACUCUGAAAGGACCUCACCAAAGAAAAGACCUAUCCCCUUAGAAAUAGGCCAAUCUCCAAACCUGAAAGUUGAUUCCUCUACACUUCAAGCCCCUCUUAAAUCUCCCAACGUGCUUUAUUCCCCCAUAUCCCCCUGUAUAUCCCCUAGCAAAUCCCUUGAAUUUGUGUCCUAUGACAAAUCACUGGGUGAUACAAGCCCACAAAAGCUAAGAGGAAGUACUGAUCUAUCAAAAGCCUCUCCAGCAAGUCCAAGGGGAGCAAAAGCCAUUCAGAGAUCCAUGUCUGACCCUAAGCCCUUGAGUCCAACAGGAGACGAAAGGGCAACAUCUGGCACCCAGCAUGGUGAAAGCUAUACUGGGAAAGAUGCGGGUGGCACACCAACAGGCACUCAAAAAAAAGUGAAGAGGACUCUCCCCAAUCCACCGUCAGAGGAAGAGACAACAACGAGUGGCCAGACAGCAUACAGCACUGGUUCGGCCCGUCGAAGAAUGUGCCGCAAUUCCAACAUGGCACGUGCCAAGAUCUUACAAGACAUUGAUCGUGAGCUAGAUAUGGUGGAGCGUGAGUCAUCUAAGCUGCGCAAAAGACAAGCAGAGUUAGAUGAAGAGGAAAAAGAGAUUGAUGCCAAGCUUAGGUAUUUGGAGAUGGGCAUUAAUCGUAGAAAGGAUGUGCUACUGAAGGAGAGAGAAAAGAGGGAAAGGGCAUAUUUACAGAGUGUUGCCGAGGACAGAGAUUACAUGUCAGACAGUGAGGUUAGUAACAUCCGAGAGACGAGAGGUGGGCGUGGAAGUGGAGAAGAUGAGGAGAUUGAAGGUCAUGGUCUUGAACGUCCCAGGACUGCUCCUCAGUCAGAAUUGGAUGACUUUGUCCCACCUGAAACUAAGCAUGAGUAUGGAAAAUACUCCCAGUACCAAUACAAUCAAAACCAAUACCAGCAGUCUCUCUACCAGACUCCCCAGUCCUACCAAUCUCAUUCCCUCUACUCCUCUGUCCCCUCGCUCACUAGCGCCCAGCAGCAAAGUUACCACCAGAUGCUGCUGUUGCAGCAGAAAGCCGCCAGACAAGCAGCUCUCCUCUCAGAGCUUGAUGCAACUAAAUAUGAAGUAAUUAGCCGCCAGCCUGAUCCCACAUCAUCAGCUUACCUGGGAGUCACGUAUGACAAAUAUGGCAACCACCUUGACCUCAGAGCCUUGGAGGUGGGAAGUAUAGCACGUAGCCCCAUGUCAGCUGUCUCUGAUUCCUAUUACACAGAUGUAGAUCACCAUACACCUCAGAGUUACAUGUUGCUGGAAGAUGCUGCAGAACUGGCUAAGGGCUCCACAGGUCUGUCUUCAUCUUACAGUCUGGCUGAGAGGGAGCUGGCCAAGGCAGAGAAGCUGCUGCGUAGGAGUGCUGCAGAUCUCGGGUCUACUGACUAUCUGGGAUCCACCUCGAGACUCCAUACUUUUGGAAAGACCCCUGAUGAAGAGGAUACAAUGGAGGAACCCUACGAACUAAAACUCCUGAAGCAGCAGCUCAAGCAAGAGUUUAGGAGAAGUACAGGUGGGACAGAAAACUUAGAACAACUGACAGGCCUCUCCCAGCACUACUAUACCCCAAGUACUAGCAUAUCUAGUUACUCCCAAAGAAACUAUCCAAAGUCAGACAAGUACAGCAUCAGUCGACUUACUCUAGAGAAGCAGGCGGCUAAAAAUCUCCCAGCAUCCAUGCUGUACCAAAAACAUAAGGCACCAUUGUUAGAUCCUAAGAUCUCUUCCAAGUAUUCCUCUAUGACAGAUAACAGAAGUUUGGAGACAGACUAUACCAGCUAUCUUGGGACUACCAGUGCAUCGGUGAGAUCCAGCCGGCUCUCGCAAGAUGAGAUUACCUUUGGCCUUCGUAAGAAUAUUGCAGAGCAACAAAAAUACCUGGGAUCCACCUUGGGUGCCAACUUGGCUGGGUCGCUAAACUUGGGCCAGAGCUUAGGUUUGGACUCUGCCUAUCCUAGUGGUAGUCGCUCAAGACCCUCAUCCAGGCCCACAUCUUGCUAUGGCCUGGACUUGUCUAUCAAAAGAGAUCCAUCCAGCUCUUCACUGAGACUUAAAGGGGAUGGUGAAACAUCUGUAGAUGUGCCAAGCUAUCAAACCCCAUCUGGUCGCACCAAACCCACCAGCCUCCCCAUUGUGCAAAGUGGCCGUGGCCGAAUACCCAUAGUGGCCCAGAACUCAGAGGAAGAGAGUCCAUUGAGCCCAGUUGGGCAGCCUAUGGGCAUGGCCCGUGCAUCAGCAGGACCUCUGCCACCCAUUUCAGCUGAUUCAAGGGAUCAGUUUGGUUCCUGCUUGUCCUUGCAGGACUCCCAGCAGCCGCAACAUAUCAGGGAAGAGCCAACCAGGGGUAGGGGUUAUGUGCUGCUGGAUGACCUGCAGGGCACCAUGUCAGAUAGUGAAGCCUACCACCUUAAACGAGAGGAGACAGACUGGUUUGACAAACCUAGAGACGGACGGUCAGAGAAUGGACAAGAGAAGAGACAGGUGAAACAGGAAAAACACCCACACAACACACACCUAUCGUCACAUUCAGACUCUGUAGUAAACUUCUGUCAUGGAAAAGGCCCAUACUACCCCUUCCCUCACCUCAGGGUCAAACUACAGAGGGAUCCCAAAGACCGCAGUGUCUCAGGAAAUGGUCUGGGUAUCCGUGUGGUUGGAGGAAAAGAGGUCCCAGGCAGUAAUGGAGACAUUGGAGCCUAUGUUGCCAAAGUCCUACCUGGAGGAGCUGCAGAACAAACAGGAAAGAUUCUUGAAGGAAUGCAAGUCCUGGAGUGGAAUGGUGUUCUUCUGACGGGGAAAACCUAUGAAGAGGUACAAGGGCUCGUCGGGCAGCCGUGCAAUGAAGCAGAAGUGUGUGUCAGACUUGAUCUCAACAUGCUGGCUGACUCUGACGGUUCUGACCACCUGGAUUUUCAAGAGCACGGCAAAGGUGACAGACCUCCCAGGUCUCCAGGUGUUGACCCCAAACAGCUGGCGGCUGAGCUGCAGAAGGUGUCCCAGCAGCAGGCUCCCACCUCCACCUCUUCCUCUGGUCUGCCCCCCACAACCUCGGCGACCUCCAGCCCCGCUCAGCCAGGAUCACCCUCCGUCAGCAAGAAACGCCACAGCAGCAAGACUGCAGAGGGAAUGAAGACCCAGUCCCACCCCAUCUCUGGAGAGAUAGAGCUUCAAAUCCACUACGACAAGCAGCUUGGCAACUUGAUCGUUCACGUCCUGAAGGCUAGAAACCUUGCCCCGCGGGACAACAAUGGUUACUCUGACCCGUUUGUUAAAGUGUAUCUCCUACCAGGGAGAGGUCAGGUCAUGGUUGUCCAGAAUGCCAGUGCUGAAAACAAGAGGAGGUCCAAACACGCAGGCAAGAGUCUCAACCCCGAGUGGAACCAGACUGUCAUCUAUAAAAACAUCCACCUGGAGCAACUGAGGAAGAAGACCCUGGAGGUGAGCGUGUGGGACUACGACAAGUGCUCCUCUAAUGAUUUCUUAGGAGAGGUCCUUAUUGACCUGUCCAACACAGCCCAGCUGGACAACGUCCCGCGGUGGCUUCUCCUGAAGGAGCAGAGCGAGGGUGACCACCACCGGCGCUCCCACUCAGGCCAGGGCCGACACACUUCCUCUAAAGCCUCCUCACAGCACUCCUCCCCUAAAACCACUGGCUCCGCACAUGACAAUCAGGAUUCCCCAAAAUCAUCUGUCAUCAAGAGCCGAAGCCACGGGAUCUUUCCAGAUCCGGCCAAGGACACGCAGGUGCCCACUAUCGAGAAAUCUCACAGUAGUCCUGGCACAUCGAAGCCUUCCCCGUCCGAGGGCCAGAGCCAAAGCCAAAGCCAAAGCCAAAGCCACGGACACAGCCAACACUCUCGCUCGCACGGCGCUUCACGCUCCAGCAAAAGUGCCGCACGGCAACACCAUCAGGACAGCGGCACUGGAAGCGGCGGAGGCGCUGCCAUAGCAACGGGCGAUGCCCCACAGCAGUCACAGCAGCAGCCGCCUCAACGCCUCCAACCAAGCCAAAUAGGCCGCCUCUCACUGAAGUACCAGAGACACAGCGUAGUGGGCGUGCUCACCAUUCAGAGAGCCCAGUCUGAUUGGCUACCUGCCCUGCCAUCGGCUGUGUCGGCCAAAGGGAGCAGAGCAGACGGCAGACACUUGACCCUCAGGAAAGCCGUGUCAGAAGAGAGGCCGCAGAGGACCGGAGCUCGGUCGAGCUACAGAUCCAGUGAUGCCCCAGUCACAGCAGCCUCAUUGGACAGCGGCCUGAGUGGCAGUGCCUACAGCCUAUUGGACGAAGAAGGAGAGACAAACGAGGUGGACAGUGCCAUCUUCCAAGUGCCCCGACUUGGAAAGAUCCCAAACGGCACAGACGUGAUGAAAUCAUCAAUGGGACACGGUGACACUGAAGGUAAGUCCCAGGUAAUGGGGGAGAUAAAGAUUGCUCUGAAGAAGGAGAUGAAGACGGAGGGUGAGCAACUGGUCCUUGAGAUUCUUCAAUGUCGCAACAUCACCUACAAGUUCAAGACUCCAGACCACCUGCCUGAUCUUUAUGUGAAGCUCUAUGUGGUGAACAUCGCCACCCAGAAAAGGAUCAUCAAGAAGAAGACCAGAGUGUGUCGUCAUGACCGGGAGCCAUCUUUUAACGAAACUUUCCGCUUCUGUAUGAACCCCGCCGGACACUCUCUACAGCUGUUCCUGGUGUCCAAUGGUGGCAAGUUUGUAAAGAAGACCCUGAUAGGGGAGGCCUAUGUGUGGCUGGACAAAGUCGACCUACGCAAGCGAGUGGUGAGCUGGCACAAGCUUCUCACCAGCACCGCCCAGAUCCACUCAUAGAAGGAGACUCGAUCUGAAAAGAAAUAAGCUUGAGAGGGAAAGAAGAGGUUUCUGUUAUCUGGGGACACUUUGGUUCAACAUCUGUAACACUGAUCCACUCUUGUUUGGUAGGGGAGAGAGUGGUUUGGGUACGGGAGGGGGCAAAAUAUGUAUUUCUUUAAUCUUUCUUUCAGGGCUCAGAGUUUUUGAAGACGCUUAUGUUUGUUCUGAUGAUGAUUUCUGUCAUGCAGGAAGUUAGGAGGAAGUAGUAAUGCGUUUACAGGAAAUGAACACAAGUUUACAGGACGUACAGUGUACAGUUAGUGUGGCC